AUGAAUAUUCUCUUAUUACUGUAUUAUUUCACCACCGCAACUAGCGCAUAUGCUCAACGAAUACCGACCAGAGCUACCGUUCCGGUUGAGCCAUCACCACAUUUGUCAGCAGUUCCCGUGCAUCGUCCAAAGGUGUCAUCAUCACAAAUCAGUCCUAAUCCUGAUCGCAUACAUAAUGCGCUUGAAUUUACUCCAUACUAUGGAGUCCCAUUCGGGCCUGAUUCCGGUGAUCAUGAAGUAUUCCCAGGUAUGUUGAAUCCAGGAGAGAUGAUCAAUCUUCACAUGUAUUUUCCAUUCUACGGCGGUCUUUAUAAUUACACAAUUAUUUCCGCUAACGGAUAUAUUGGUUUUGCUCAGUUGUAUACUCAAGGCCCAAUUCUGAAUGUUGGCGUUGAAAAUACUGAUUGGCCGAGGCAACCAGAUCCAGCAAUGAUUGCGCCAUGGCUUUGCAAACAACAGGUAAAUCAAGAUUUACAACCUGGUAUGAAAGCAGGUGUAUAUUAUAGACUGAUCUUAAGACAGUCGCUAUUCGGUCAUGAAUCGACCGCAAAUUAUCCUUCCGCAAUGUCAUCGCAAUCUAAAUUUUUCACACAACCAGCCAGUCAAGCUUGUCAAGGCACACCGGAUUCAUACAUUCAGUGCAAUCAGCAAAGUGAUCUUUUCCUAGAGCAAAUGAUGGUGUGGUUACAAGAAGGUGUCGUGGGUGCAUCUGUUUUUCGAGCCGACGCUGCAUUAGUGGUAACAUGGCUGAACACAGCACCUGGCAUAUCCGGAAAUACUGAUUUGGGUGGCACUGCCACUUAUCAACUCAUAUGGCUGGCUGAUCAGACAGCGAAAUUGAGUUAUGUGAUACUGAACUACGAUAAACUUGGAUUUGAUGCUGAUGAUUUUCAUUUCAAUUCGAGAAAUGGACGUUGUCAAGCGCUAUUCAACGGUGGCAAUCAUACAGGCACAGUACACGUUGAUCCAACGAUCCAUUACAAAGAAUCACCAAAAAUCUUAGCUCAACGAUCCGGUGUUCCGCAUAUGGUGCGUGGUCGGUAUAUGUUUCGCGUCGACGAUAUUGUCAGACCUGGAGGAUGCUCGAACAAAACUGGUGGAACUUAUCCGAUGUUAAUCUAUCCGAAUAUAGUGAACAUGCUAGGUGAAACAACAGUUGAUGUGAACGCGAUGUGUUUAGAAAGAUCGCACACGUACAUACUGAUGAUUGAACAACGUCAAUCCGCUACCUGCGUUGUAAUGAAUCCUUCGAUUGCACGAUGCUAUUUACCGAAGGUUUUUGACUGGGGUACAAAAACAGUCUACUUCCAGGCUCAGAAGGGCAAUCUGAACGCUCAACAAGAUAAAGCCUUUGUUGGAUACAUUUACUUCGUACCACCUACCAUUGAUCCAAUAAGAUUGGACAUAGGCAACGUGAAUGAUUGGUUCAAAAAUCCAGUUCCUUUCCAGAGAAUGCCAAUUUCAUGGUAUCCACGAAACUUCACAAAUUCUGAUGUAACGAUUCAGAAUUACAUGGCGGUUGAGAAUGAAGAACUUUAUAGCGUGCAGCUCGGUCUUUAUGUGAUUGGCUAUCGGGAAGCGCAAGAUGACCAGAUUGAGCAUUGGUACUUAAACAGUUGGGAACGGGAAAAUCUCCUUUACACGUACCGAUUUGGUUACAUGAAGCUUGCGCCGAUCGAUACAAACGAUGCCACUGGGCUGAAUCUUUUGCCGGGACUGGUAUCGUCACCAAUAUCGAUACAUUGGCUGUGGUCACCGACUGAUACAGCAGAGCAGUUCAAUGUUGAUAACUUCAGUGAACAGGCUCAAAAAGCUCGUUUAGAAUUCGUUGAAAAGAAAGCGACUGAGAUGUGUCAUGAUUGGUUUGCUGAAGACGGUGCGCAAUACAAUUUUAUUCGUUACACUGAAACAAAUGCAUCGUGUCCGUGUGUUGAAAGUCAAGCAAAAAUUGAUUUGGGGCGUUUCAUGCCUCAUCCAAGAUGCUCACAGAUUCUUCGUGAUAUUUCAUGUGAUACAACGCUUGGUUCACAGAACUGUUAUAUAUCCGCUCAAAACGUUUACACUUCUUACUACGCCGGUGAUGGGCAACAAUUUAACGCUGACAGCACACCGCCGUUCGAAACACACUAUGGGCAAAUGUGUUGCUAUGAUGGAGAAGGUACACUGAUGCAAUCAAACUAUGAACCACUCUUAAAAAUUACUGAUCAGUAUCCUUACAAUCCUGGAUAUCCAACACGAGCGUACGAGUUCGGUACCUAUCCGUUUAUAGGCUAUGUACAAGGAGCAGGUUCAUUCACAACGUUGGACAAUCAAAAGUUUGUGUUCAACGAGCCUGGCGUAUUCACCUUACUUCAUAUUCCUAAAACGUUAACGAAUCCCGAAGUGCGAAUUCAAAUUCGACUCGAACGAUAUCCAAAUAGAAGGGUGGAUUUCGGUUUAUUGGGUCGCUAUCUAUCGCAAGCUGAUUUGGUGCAACCAACGAAUGCAACCGUAGUGACCGGAAUUGCUCUUGAGGCAACUGGUACGGAUCGAGUGAUCGUUAUGGUACGUAAGGAUACGAGACGGUUCAGGUAUCGAACAAGUGUGAUCGUUGGCAAUAUCAUACGCUACUUCGAUAACAUGAAGUUGCAGAAAUUCAAAGGUGUAGUGAUUUAUGUGAAUAACGUUGAACACGGUCAAGCUGAAGUAUAUGUGGUGUUAGAGGAAGCACAAAUUGGUGUUCGAAUUCGUGAAUCGUAUGCACUCGAUAUCGCUAGAUUAUCUGGUUAUCAAGAGAGUUUGGGUUUAUUGGAUAUUGAGCUGAGUGUACCACCCAGAUAUGGAGUGCCUCCGAACGGUGGUCAACCAUAUCGUCAACAGUUUCCUUCGAUGUUCAAGUAUCCGCCAGUCACCGGAUUGAUGAGACCAAAUUCUGUUAGCGGUCUUCUGAAUGUGCCUCUUACGAUUGACGAAGUGAAUCCUGCAUCACUAUUACAGCAACUGAUCGCUAAUUAUCGGAUACCAGGAAGUGGUUUGCCUGAUGUGCAAACACCUAUUAUCAAUGCUGUAGGCACAUCAAAAGUGGAGAACAUGUUCACGACGAGCACUGAAAACGAUAAAAGAUAUGAGGUGUUUCCCGAAUGGGCCAUCAAAAGUUUACCAGUCUACAAGACAGCUGAAAAAUUCGAUCGGUAUCCGUAUCAGUUCAAUCCUAAAGACGGUGCUAUGCUCACUCGCCUGUUAGAAACUUGUGAUAAUUUGCAAAGUAAUGUAAAAGUGAAUGUUUUCGAAGUGAAACGACAAAUCAUGCAUCAGUAUGGUAGAUCAGGCUGCCCAAAUGAUCCACGUGAAGUUUUGGAUGAAUGCGUUGAAAGUGUGCCGUGUCUUUAUGACUAUACGAUGCUCGAUUCAAAAGUUCUCGGAAUUGAAGGCAAAAAAGAAUGGAUUAUAUUCCAGUUGGAACGUACUGUCGGCUCGAAAUACUAUAAUAGUUGCGGUGCAAUAAUGAUCGAAUAUCCAUCAUAUAUGCUGAAAACACCUGCAAUGGCACCGGCCUAUUUGGAAGGAGAUGUAGCAAGUUUCAGUUGCUAUCAAACGCAUUGGAUUAAAGGCGAUUAUGAAUAUAAAUGUAGUGAAGUCCAAAAUUGGGAUGGGACUUAUGGUGUUGAAUGGAAUAAAGGCUGGCAACCGUGGUGUCGUUCGCGUUCUAAAGAUACUCUUUAUCAAUGGGUUACGGGUGCUUGU
This is a messenger RNA of Anisakis simplex (herring worm), 3723 nucleotides long. NCBI's taxonomy places the organism in Eukaryota, Metazoa, Nematoda, Chromadorea, Rhabditida, Anisakidae. The record is from the annotation of a GenBank genome assembly.